Brettanomyces bruxellensis is the source of this 1068-nucleotide messenger RNA. RefSeq lists its product as uncharacterized. The record is from RefSeq and is a predicted model, not a curated record. The transcript has a single exon. Bases 1 to 1068 code for a protein of 355 amino acids. Gene Ontology annotation, biological process: lipid metabolic process. NCBI's taxonomy places the organism in Eukaryota, Fungi, Ascomycota, Pichiomycetes, Pichiales, Pichiaceae.
AUGAAGCUAAACAUUCUUUUCACAUUCUUGUUUUUGGGUGUCGUCCGUUCGGCUUCCCUAUUUAGUGCUCUUGAAGAGUGCUUUGCGGAGCCACCAACGACGAACUUCCCAAAUGUCAGGAGUGAGCUUGUGCAGUUUGCAGAAUACUGUUCUCUAGCCUACUGCAUGCCAGUUAACGCCUUGAAAGACGGAAACAUGACUACUGCAUGUUCAAUUUCCUCCUGUACCGACAAUACCGACAAUCAGCAGGUUAUAUACCAGUUUGACAGCGAUGUUUCUGGCCUCAUUGUUCAGGAUAACACCACCCAGAGAAUCGUCUUGAUCUUCAAGGGAACGACUACUCUUGAGGAGUGGGCAAUUGACUUUGCAACCACCCAUUCGAAGUACGUUCCUUACACUGUGAGCGAGGGUAUCAACACAGUUGAUUUCACGUGCAAGAACUGUAAGGUGCACACCGGCUUCUAUGACGCCACAAGUGUGUUCAUGAAAGAUGCUUUCAAGAAGAUGGUUGAGCUUCACGAGAAGUUCCCAGACUUUGAGAUUGAUGUCACUGGCCACUCCUUGGGAGCUUCAUUGGCCGUUCUUGCUGCCAAUGAGUUGAGAUUGGUUGGAAUGGAUGUCACGCUUAUCAACUUUGGUAGUCCAAAGGUCGGAGACCCAAACUUCGCUUCAUGGAUGGAUGACUGGUACGACACCACUUCUCUCACUAGCUUCUUGAAAUCUGGUAGCGGUGAUGAACUUCCAACAAACACAUACACCAGAGUUACGCAUUACGGUGAUAUUGUUCCCCUCGUUCCAUUCGCCGUGAUGGACUUUUCACAUUGUGGCUCUGAAGUCAGAAUCAGUGAGGAUGAGUCAACACUUCAAACUAGAGGAUGUUGGUCUCUUUGCCACGAGUUACAGGACUGGGAUAGUGUUUCUACCUCGGCUCUUGAGGCUAUUUCCGAUGGCAACUGGCUUGCUGCACUCGACACUGAGGAAAUCAUUGAUCAUCAUCUCGAUUACUUCAUAAAUGUUGGUCAGUGCAUGAUUUCUACGCUUUUGUCCGAUCUUGGAAUUAGCUCUUAG